This is a messenger RNA of Drosophila ficusphila, 2976 nucleotides long. RefSeq lists its product as uncharacterized. Lineage: Eukaryota; Metazoa; Arthropoda; Insecta; Diptera; Drosophilidae. The coding region runs from base 745 to 1476 and encodes 243 amino acids. The transcript has 2 exons. The record is from RefSeq and is a predicted model, not a curated record.
AGUCGUUAGUAAGCUGACCGCAGAAAGAUGUGAGGCAAAAGUGCAGCUGCUCAGGGAAAACUUCGGGCCAACUGGGCGCUCUUAUUUCUCCGGUCCCACUGCAAUCGGAGAAAAACUGGCCAACUUCCCCUAAGACUUGCACUUAGCCCGCACAAAACUUUGCUCGCCAUCGCAAACUUUUUUGACUGAGCCGAAGAUGAAACUGAGGCUGAAACUGAAGCUUCUGUGUGCCGUAAGUAGAUUUGUGGACUUGGCCAUAUGUCUCGAUCUGGGCGCGAGGGAAGAGAGGUGUAACUACUGCAAUAAGUAACUGCAUAAUAGGGUUAAUAAUUAAGUCAAAGCCGUUGCAUAAGAAAUUCAUUGCCUUUCGUUGUUAAGCGACUGCACAAAAAUCUGUUUAUAAAGGUUACUUUUAUAUAGAAGUAAUUAUUAUUACUUUAUAUUUUAUAUAUACAAUAGAGGUAUCGUAUAUCAUCGUCAGUUUAUUUCCUUACUUUCAUUUAAUGAUUGUCAAGUUUUCUGGAUUGCCACCAUACAUUGACAACAUAUUUUGGUUUUAUUCUAGUCCAAAGUAUCUAGUAUUUAUCAUGAGUUAACUAAUAAAAACGACAAUGCCACCAACCUUGAUUUUACAUAGACAGUCCUUUUAACCGGGCUUUUUUAGGGUGUUUUGGAAGAAAAAGAAAGAGUUUCCUCGCUACAAUUCAGCACUUCAUUAUCAUUAGGUGACAGCCAUAAACGAAAAUGUCACGUAAGUCAGCUAAAAAAAAUAUUAUAUUGGCAUUCAUUCCCCUCUCAACGACCCUGGGAAUCGACGUCGAGUGGAAUAAGCCGAAGGACUUCAUGGACGACGACGCGGAGAGUACCUGGAUGCACAAGUCGCUCAUGGAAGCGGAGGAGUUAAAGCUGGAUCUGGAGUGCGGUCUUUUGAAGCCGAAGGAUAUGCCUGGCAGGAUAAUCGUGGAGCCGACAUCAAGCCUGAUACCCAGGACCGCGGCUCGCCGUUUUGAGAAGGAGUUGCUGGCACGGGAGGCUGCGCUAUUCGUAGAACGCGAUUUCACCAGUCUCUGCAGCCAGCUUGAGAGUCGUUUGGGAUCCUGCAAGUUUGAAGAGGGCUUACAAAUCUUAGCCAAGGUGAAGAGGUUGAAGCUGACCAAAAUAAUGCUGUUGCGCAACCCUGAUUGCGUUCGUACACUGCGAAAUCUUCGUUACUUUGGGAAAGAAGAGAACCAGUUUGAGCUGAUUAUCCGCAAAAAGGGCUCUGAAUUAUACGAGAUAUUAAAGAAAAUCUUUAAUACGGAGCAAGAGCCCGACGAAAAGUUUUGGAACGAUUUUAGCGAAGAGGUUAAGGUAUUCAACAUUGUCACGAAAGACUUGAAAAUAUUUCGCACCGCCCUAAGCGAUCAAAGCUACUUGAGGUUACUGGACGUCAAGAAGGCUUCUACUUCGACCACGGACCAACUUUCGAAUAACUAAAAGAAAUUACCUAUACCUUCCUUGGAAUUUCAUAAAAUUAUGUUCGCCUUUAGGUGUUCUUCCAAGAAAAUAAUAAUUUCUUAAAUAAAAACAAAUAAUUAAAAUUUGAAAAUAAAUCAUAGCAGGUGUAUAACACAUAUAUAUAAUAUGGUAGCGUUGAAAAGUUUGCUCGCAGUUCACAGGUUUUAAAUUCGACUGUUCUGAAAAAACAUUUUAAAAUGCACUAUACUUCCUUUGACUAGAAGGCUCAAAUAAAAAUUCAAUUCAGCCGAAUCUUCCAUGCAGUUUUAUAUAUUCCUUAGAUGAAGGGUAAGAGAAUAAACAAAUAAUUUGUUGCGGGGGCUUUUAAAAUUACAUUUUAAAAAGCUAUUAUAGGUUUGUCAGACUCACGUUAAAUUGACGUACUUCUUGCCUGUCAUUUUCGCUGACCCGAAGAAUCCCUCUCAAAAUCGGUGCCCACACGGCGUAUGCUUACUUCCGGCAGCAACCCCUUCUCUGCUCACCAUUAAUCAUCGCAGCGGAACAAGACGAGCACAUGCACUUAUAGAUUUGUCAGACACCCUCGCACACACACAGACGCACACAAACUACUUCCCUCGCCGCGGGAAAAUCAAAUUAAGAUAAAAUUAAAAGCGCCAACAAACACACGAGCUGAAUGCAAUUGGGGAAUGCCGACUUGCUAAGGGGGGAUUCGUUUAUUUUUUGGCAAACACACAACAUAUGCGUCCCGUUGACAAAUAAAGUUUACAGAUAUGCACACACACACACACACACGGAGCGGAAAAACUGAAGCACACACAGAGGCAGAGGGCAGGCGGGCGAGGGAAAACUGGAAGAGCGAUGGCAACGCACACGAGUAAACAAUGGCGAACAAGCGAAUGAGCAGAUGGUUAGGGCAGAAAGAAAUGGGCGAGGUGGAAAACAACUCCCCAAUGAAAUAGUUUAUGGUAAACCGCAAUGCGAAAAAUGUCACCUCCUGGCAAAAAUGAGCGGGCAGCGGGGGGAGGUGUGGAGCAAUGGAGCACUGGAGCAAUGGAAAUGGAUGUGGAUGUGGAUGUGGAGCUGGAUGUGGAAGAUGGAGUGGCACAUCCAACUGGCUAAACAAGUGCGGAAGUUGUUUGCGUUUGCCGCUGGCAAAGGCCAAGCGGAAGCGGCCUAUUGGGCAAUGGCAAUGGCGAUGACGGCAGUCGACUGUCGCCACGGAGCGGAAAUGAGCCAACUUGGCUGCCACAUGGGGCGCAAAAGACGCCGGCUGACAAUAUCCGACACCGAACGGCGGACGGCAAACUUGGAGCUCUGAUCCGAGCCACAACGCACUUUGGGGGGAAGGUCGAGAAGUCAAUCUGGGUCUUUGAAAGUAAAUAUUUCUAUGCAUGCUUACUACGGGUUCGAAAUAUGGCGUUAGUUCUUAUUGAUAAUAUGUAUUAUCUUAUUGACAUUAUUAAAGUAACUGGAUAAUAGUUCAUGUUACUAAUAAAAAAGAGUGGUAUCAAAUUUAUC